AUGCUGGACAGACAAGAAUGCUGGACAGACAAGAAUGCUGGACAGACAAGAAUGCUGGACAGACAAGAAUGCUGGACAGACAAGAAUGCUGGACAGACAAGAAUGCUGGACAGACAUGAAUGCUGGACAGAUAUGAAUGCUGGACAGACAAGAAUGCUGGACAGACAAGAAUGCUGGACAGACAAGAAUGCUGGACAGACAAGAAUGCUGGACAGACAAGAAUGCUGGACAGACAAGAAUGCUGGACAGACAAGAAUGCUGGACAGACAAGAAUGCUGGACAGACAAGAAUGCUGGACAGACAAGAAUGCUGGACAGACAAGAAUGCUGGACAGACAAGAAUGCUGGACAGACAAGAAUGCUGGACAGACAAGAAUGCUGGACAGACAAGAAUGCUGGACAGACAAGAAUGCUGGACAGACAAGAAUGCUGGACAGACAAGAAUGCUGGACAGACAAGAAUGCUGGACAGACAAGAAUGCUGGACAGACAAGAAUGCUGGACAGACAAGAAUGCUGGACAGACAAGAACGCAGGGAAUGCAGGAUUGAAAAGGAGGAGGGGCUGA
Messenger RNA from Closterium sp. Naga37s-1, 565 nucleotides. The record is from the annotation of a GenBank genome assembly. Lineage: Eukaryota; Viridiplantae; Streptophyta; Zygnematophyceae; Desmidiales; Closteriaceae.